UUACUGUUUGUUUUCUUACGUAACCGUUUUCAUAGCCUACUAUUCAUUUUUUUUUAGCUGGGAUUACUGGAUCUGGAUAUUAACAUGACUCAAUGAACUGCUGUGUAGACAUUGACUUUGUUUUAGUUUUAGAUUCUAUCUUGUUUCUAACAAAGUUUCCUGCUUUCACGUGUGUUAACGACAGGUGCCAGUUACGCUUUAGAGUUCUAUGAUGAACAGUGAUAACAGUGAUUAGUGUGGACUCUUCUUUUAGGAACAAUGCUCAGAUUUCCUCACAAGCGCUUCAAUAACUAGAUCUAGAGAUUUGGAUAUUUUGCGUCAAGAUCAAGACCUGAUGGAUGAUGCAGUGCCAGGACUCUCACAGCCUCCUAACGUUAACCUAUAGAAGCUUCUGCAAUAGCCAUUUGGCAACAAGUGAAAAUGUUCCAGAUUGUGAGAAAGAUCUGGCGCAUUUUCCUGUAUCACAUCUGGCUUUUAAAAUUCCUUCUGUUACUGCUCCCAUUCUCUGGAGGCCAGUCUGAUACAGUGCAGUACAGCCUGACCCUGAAAGUUGUCGAGAAUUCUCCUGUGGGCACUCUUGUGGGAGAGGUAAUAGGACAAGGAUUUGGUCCGCCCUAUUCAAAAUGGCUUCCUCCGACUGACAACAAGACCGUUAAUAGUUUCAAUGUCAUUCUCGCAACAGGCAGAGUGACCACCAAGGAUUCUCUUGACAGGGAAGACAGAGAGUUCUACACCAUUAUACUAAGCACCUUAAAUUUGUCCAAUGCCUUGGUCAUUGUAACUAUUCAGGUUUUAGAUUUGAAUGAUAAUGCUCCAGUGUUUUCUAAUCCAUAUUACAACAUUAGCAUUUCUGAGUCAGCCCCUGCUGGACACAAAAUCGCUCUGGGUAGUGUGAGGGAUGAAGACUUAGGUGAAAACACCACCCAAAUUGUUGAGAUUGUCAGCGGCAAUCAGGAUGGAGAUUUCACCAUACAAGUUCGAAACAGCAGCAAUAUUGAUAAAAUAAUAGACUUGGUUGUAAGUCCAACCAAAUUGGACUUUGAGAGGACCAAAUUUUACCAUCUGGUUAUCAGGGCAACUGAUGGCAGGGGCCGAUCCUCUGAGAUGAACAUUUACAUCAAUAUUUUAGACCAGAAUGACAAUGAACCUAUUUUCAAUAUUAGUAAAUACUCUGUGAAAAUUAAUGAAAGCAUAGCUGUUGGGACGUCAAUCGUUCAAGUGUUUGCAACAGAUUUAGACUCUGGAGACAAUGGAAGGAUAAGCUAUUCAAUUGACCACAAAACUGAUCCAGAAGAGUAUUUUGUCAUUAAUUCAACCACAGGUUGGGUCAGAGUAAACAGACCCCUAGAUUAUGAAACACAGCAAAAAUUUUCUUUGACGCUGGAGGCUAGCGACCAUGGAAGUCCUCCACAGAUGGGCACAGCAGCGUUAGAAAUAUUUGUUGACAACAUCAAUGAGCAACCUGCCAAUAUUUCCAUAGAGUUUCUAGAUCAGUUUAAAAAUGGCAUUGUUUUAGAGGAUACAUCAGUAGGUACAAAAAUUGCAACUGUCAGAAUUGAUGACCCUGACAUUGGUGCCAAUGCCAAGGUAAGCAUCAAACUGUACCCAAGCUCCAGCAGUUUCAGCCUCCGUGAUCAGGAUUUAUAUUUGGAGACUCCUUUGGACAGAGAAACCCAGGCUGUUUAUUGGUUGUCUGUGCAGGUGACUGACACAGGCAACCCCCCACUCAGUGCUGUAAAAGAGUUUGUAGUCAACAUUGGUGAUGUGAAUGAUAAUUCGCCCAAAUUUAUUAAGUCAGUGUACCAAGCAGAAGUAGAUGAGACGGCUGAAAUUGGAUUAGAAGUCAUCACAGUUUUGGCCACCGAUGAUGAUGCAGGAUUAAAUGCCAGGAUUUCGUACGCUAUCCAGGACAGCUCCCAGAACAUGGGGUGGUUCACUGUGGAUUCUAACACAGGCAAAGUUUACACCCGGGCUACACUGGACUGUGAUCUCAAUGCACAUCCAGUGCUGGUCAUCGUGGCUAAAGAUGGUGGUGACCCACCCAGAAUGGCCAGUGCCCAGGUGAACAUAACUGUAAAGGAUGUAAAUGAUAAAGAACCGGAAUUUGAAUUCAGUUUCUACAGUAUUACAAUCACUGAAAACAGAAGAACUGGGGAUUGUUUUCUAACGGUUUCAGCCUCUGACCUGGAGUGUGGGAAAAAUUCUCCCGUGACCUACAGGAUGGCCCGAAUGCUGGCACCGCUGUCCGAGUUCCGAGUGGACCCCAUCAAAGGGGACAUAUGUGUCCAGGGCACGUUGGAUUACGAGACGGCCACGUCCUACCAGUUCCAGGUGGAAGCCGUGGAUGCAGAUAACUUGACAACUCAGGCUGUGAUACAAGUGGAGAUAUCUGAUGUCAAUGACAACCACCCCAAGUUUGAACCCAAAGACUAUGCCAUCAAUGUCAUGGCUAAUGCCAACCCUGGACCCUUGGUUACUGUGCAGGCUAGGGACAGAGACAGUGGCCUCUUUGGAACUGUAACAUACUCUAUUGUGUCUGGGAAUGACAAGGGUUAUUUUACCAUCAAUAACAACACAGGGUCCAUCCAAUUGAUCAAAGUGCUUCCUAAUGGACUAUUUACGCUGAUCAUCAGAGCCACAGAUGGUGGUGGACUGACAUCUCUAGACAAUGCUGUGGUCACUGUCAGUGUCAUCACAGGCAAUGUGUUCCCACCAAUCUUCACUCCCACAAUGUUCAACUUCACUGUCAGCGAGGCUGCAAGUAUUGGACAGAAAGUAGGACAGGUCCCAGCAAGUCUCUCCAACCCUACUUCAGAAAUCAAGUACAGCAUUCGUUUCCAGACUGUGGAUUGGUUCAGGCUAGACACUGUGACUGGUGAGCUUUUCUCUAAAGCAUCCCUGGACAGGGAGGUCAGUCCUUUUGUGGUACUCAGCAUACAGGCAGAAGCCUACUUCCCACCUGUCUUUGCUGUGGCUCAGGUCAAUAUUACAAUUCUGGAUAUAAAUGACAAUGCUCCAUAUUUCCCAUCAACAACAAUGUUGGAGUUGGAAGUUCGUGAAGAUGAAGUUGUUGGCAGUAAUCUAUAUGUUGCUCAAGCUUUUGACAAAGAUCUUGGUAACAAUGGAACUGUGCGAUACAGGCUCCAGGACACUGCUGAUAAACCUUUUUCUAUUGAUAGCAUCUCUGGCAAGAUAACUCUAAACAGAAAUCUAGACUACGAGGCAGUGCAGAACUAUUCCAUUGGCAUCAUUGCUGAAGACCUCGGCACCCCUCGAGCUUUGAGUGCCAACAUGACACUCACUGUCAGGGUCAAAGAUGUUAAUGAUAAUGCCCCCCAGUUUGACAGGGCUCUCUAUUUGUUCAGCGUAUCAGAAGAUGUUCCUCUUGGUCAAAAUGUCAACGUAGUUUCUGCCACAGACAAGGAUUCUGGGAACAACAAGAAAAUAUCUUACUCCUUUGUGGAAUCACGCUACAGCUCUGUAUUUGGCAUUUCACCAGUCAGUGGACAGAUAUGGACAAGAGAACCACUGGACAGGGAGCUUCAUGAUUAUUAUGAGUUCACUAUUAAGGCAGUUGACCAUGGCAGUCCACAGCUUUCUGCCACAGCACUAGUCAAGAUUAAUGUCACAGAUGUCAAUGACAAUCAGCCAGAAUUCUCUAGAGAUGAAUACAGGUUCUCUAUUGCUGAAAAUCUGCCCCCCAACAGUUUAGUUGGUCAACUUACUGCCACUGACCGAGAUGCUGGAAGCAAUAGCCUUCUGGAUUUUUACCCCUCUGGGCUGAACAACAACUUCACUGUUGACCCCAGAAAGGGUGAGAUUCGGACAAAGGUGUCCCUAGAUAGAGAACUGGUUUCUGAGCAUGUUAUCAUCUUCUAUGUCUCUGACAGUGGCUCCCCUUCAUUGAGCUCCCAGACCAGGGUGAGAAUUAAAGUGGAGGAUGUGAAUGACAACAGUCCAAUCUUCCAGAGACAAGGUCCUUUCAUUCUCAAUGUUUCUGAGAACCGGCCCAAGGGAACAGAAGUGACCACUCUUGUUGCCAUUGAUUCAGAUGAAGGUGACAAUGGAUUAGUAACCUAUUUCUUUGAUCAGAAUCAAUCUGAAGGUGUUGCUCUUAACAGUUUUGAAAUUCAUCCACGCUCUGGUAAAGUGACCACAAAAGAAGUCCUGGAUUAUGAAACGCUAACUGUAUAUCGCUUGGUUGUGGUGGCCCGAGAUAAUGGACGCAUUUUUAUGGAAACAUCCCAGCAAGUGACUGUCCAGGUCCUGGAUGUCAAUGACCAGGCUCCCAUGUUUCCUUCUAAGGCUGUCACAUUCGACUGUGUUGAGAAUGUUAGUUUGGGCACUGUGGUGGGGAGGGUCAAGGCCACAGACAAAGACUCUGGUGAGAACGGAAAGGUCAACUACUACCUGGUGGGAGGUAACAUCUUUAGUGCUCUCUCUGUGGACAGAGUCUCUGGGAACAUCACCACAGUUGCAGAGAUUGACUAUGAAGUGGCAUCAACCCACAUUUUGAAUAUCCAAGCUUUAGAUAGCAGCGCAGCACUGCCCAAGUCAAGCAAUAUCACAGUAACUAUCAGAAUCAUAGAUGUUAAUGACAAUGCCCCUGUGUUUGACCAGGAUCCUGUAAUUAUCCGCACCAUUGCAGAGAAUACCCCAAAGAAUCAAGUGAUCCACAAGUUCAUUGCCACAGACAGGGACUCUGGGGUGAAUGGAACAGUUCGUUUCUCCAUUGAGACGUACUCUGGAAAGGAUGAAGGGCUCGGUCCAUACUUUGACAUCAACCCCAGCACUGGUGAAAUGUACAUCUCAGGACUCAUUGAUUAUGAAGCUGUAAAACAGAUUUCGGUGAUGGUCAAGGCCCAAGAUUCCUGCCCGUCACCCUGCAAACCCCUCAGCUCUUUAAUGACCACCAUAAUCUUUGUCACAGACAUUAAUGACAAUGCCCCAGUGUUUGAGUCCCCGUCUGAGCUGACCGUAUCAGAGGAGGAGGUUGCUGGUUAUGUGGCGGUGGUGGUGGUUGCUGUAGAUGCAGAUUCAAACAUUGACAACAGCGGCAACAACAUUGUGAAGUAUUACAUUGUAUCUGGGAAUGAGGACGGGAAAUUUCUCCUGGAUCCUGACACGGGCUAUCUAACAAUUUAUGAUGCUCUGGACCAUGAGGUGCAGACAGGCUACCUCUUAAACAUCAGUGCCGAGAACCUGGGACUGCCCAAAAUGGUGUCCUACCAGCAGCUGAACAUCACUGUAGCUGAUGCUAAUGAUAAUCCACCAAUCUUCCAGAAGACUGUCUAUCAUGCCAACAUAUCAGAAAAUGCCAACCCACUGACCUCAUUUUUUACAGUCAAAGCCACUGAUGCAGAUGAAGGUGCCAAUGGUCAACUGACAUAUCAGAUCCCUACUGGCAUAGCAGGAGACAAAUUCUCUGUGGAUGGCCGCACAGGUGUGGUUUCGACCACAUUGAAACUGGACCGGGAAGAGAUGGACUCUUACAUACUGACAGUCUAUGUGAAAGAUGGGGCGUAUCCCUUCCACUACAGCAGCUGCACAGUCUUUGUGACUGUGACUGACCUCAAUGACAACCCACCCAUCUUCAAGAACCCACCUUUUCAGAUCAGCAUUCCAGAGAACAGGGACCAGAGCUCAGUGCUGACAGUGGUAGCCCUAGACAGAGACAUUGGUGACAAUGCCAGGAUUACUUAUGAAAUAACUGGUGGCAAUGAUGGAAGCUUCAGCAUUGACCCUCAAUAUGGUCAUUUGUCUACUCAGGCUUUGGACCGGGAAACAAGAGCUCUGUAUAAUCUGACCAUAACAGCAAGAGAUCACGGGGCUUCUCCUAUAUCUGCUAGCACCUAUGUACUGGUGAAUGUUUCUGAUGAGAAUGACAAUAGCCCAGCAUUUGAUAAAUCAAUUUAUGAGGCUUCUAUCAGUGAAGAUAUCAGUCCUGGCCAAGUCAUGCUGACUGUGACUGCCACUGACCCAGAUGCAGGACUGAAUGGGCUGGUCAUGUACUCCUUGAGUAAUGAAACUGAUGGCUUCUUUGAGAUCAACAGUACAUCAGGGGAAAUAUACACUAGUGGCACAUUUGAUAGGGAGAAGAAUGCUUCUUUCUCUUUCAUCAUUAUGGCUUCAGACAGCGGCGUGUCGGGCCCAAGAAACACUACAGCCCGGGUAGAUGUGACCAUCACUGAUGUGAAUGACAAUGCCCCUAACUUCACCAUGGUACCUUUUACUGCUAACAUCCGUCAGGACCUCCAGAUUGGGGCCACUGUGCUUGUUGUCACUGCUCUUGACCCUGACCUGGAUGCAAAUGGCAGAGUGGUGUACUCCCUGAUGAGCUAUGCUGGAAGUGACAAUAGCCUACAGUAUUUCCAAGUGGACUCCACUACUGGAGUUGUAAGGACCAAAACAUCACUUUCACCUAUCUCAGGUGCUCAAAGGCUAUAUGUGGUGGCCACUGAUUCUGCCAUAGCGCCUCAAGCCAAACUGUCUUCUACUGGUAUGGUGGAGAUAACAGUGGGCUCUCCUGCAACAAACACUCUGACUUUCAGCAGCAAUGAGUACCAUGCUGCCAUUGAUGAGAACUCUUCAGCAGGCACCAAUGUCGCCAAUGUCAGCGCCAGCUUUGGCCAGGGGCAGGCCUCUCCAGGUCAAAUCUCAUACAGAUUUGCCAGUGGAAAUGAGAACCAAGCAUUUCAAUUAAAUUCAGCUACAGGUGUAAUCACAGUGUUUAGCCCCGACAAACUGGACUAUGAGAAGGUCCACAGGUUUCGCUUGACCCUCACUGCCUCCUCUGGAAACAACAUAGCUUAUGCCACUGUUUGGGUUGAUCUGAAAGACGUCAAUGAUAAUGUUCCAAAGUUCUCUCAGAGCAAGUAUGUGUCUGCCAUCUGGGAGAAUAACCCACCUGGUGUUCAGACUUAUGUCACACAGGUGUUUGCUAAUGAUGCUGACAGUGGGAAGAAUGGCUUCAUUUUCUUCACCAUUAUUGGGGGCAAUGAUGACAAUGUGUUUAAGAUCAGUUUGCCCCAGACUGGCAUUGUGGUCACCUCCGAGGAUGCUGCCCCGCUGGACAGGGAGGUCAAGCCCAAUGGUUAUAGAUUGACUAUAGAAGCUAGAGACAAUGGCUACCCACCAAAGUUUACGACAUGUAUCUUGAUCAUCAGCAUAGUGGAUGAGAAUGACACACCUCCUUACUUCCCAGAAAUUCAAGACCUGUAUGUUCCUGAAAAUCGUGACGUUGGUUACACUGUUGUUAUGGCAACGGCUAAUGAUGUGGACCUAAACCCAAUUCUGGUGUACGACUUUAUGACUGAUGGUAACCCUGACAACACUUUUAGCCUUGAUAGCUCCAGUGGACGUCUGACUUUGGCCAAACCUCUGGACCAUGAAAAGAAAUCCAAGUAUAUUGUUGGCAUUCAAGUCUCAGAUGGAGUCCCUGAUCACACACAAAGCAAGUGGAUCACCAUCAAUAUUGAUGACAUCAAUGAUAACGCACCAGUCUUCUCCAAACAGAGUUAUGAGGUGGCGCUUCCUGAACAGACAAGUAUUAACCAAUCAGUAUUGACUGUUCAAGCUACAGAUGCAGACUCUGGGGAGAAUGCUUAUAUAGAGUACAGCAUGGCUCCUUCCCCAGUCAGCAGUUUUUCAAUCAACCCACAGACAGGCACCAUAUUCACCAACCGCAUCAUCACCUUCACAUCUGGUGAGUCUAUCAUCCAGCUUGUUGUAGUGGCCAAAGACAAAGGGUCACCUGUCCUGUCGAGCAUGGUGGCUGUUCACAUUGAAAUCACAGAUGUAAACAAGUACCCUCCCAUCUUUGUGGAGCCGCUCAGAUAUAGUGCAAACAUCAGUGAGCUAGCAGUUAGAGGACAAGUAGUCCUACAGGUAUCCGCUAUCGACAAUGACACAAAUUACCGUGGAGACAACAUUAAUUACACUCUCAUCGGCAGUGGCACUUCAUUUUUUUACAUACGCCAACGUACAGGCCAGAUUUUCUACAAUGGCGGCAUUGAUUAUGAGCAAACCAAGCAGUAUCAGCUUACAGCUGUGGCCACCGACAGAGGGAUCCCAGCUAAAAAUGCAACCAUCCCAGUCAUCAUCAGAGUGUUGGAUGAGAAUGAUAACCCCCCUCUGUUCCUGGAGAACAGCUACUCCAUAACUCUGGAUGAAAACUUCACCACCCAGAAAGUUUUCAUGACAGUGAAUGCAACAGACGCAGAUUCUGGGCCCAACGCUGAAAUCAAGUUCUCCAUAACAUCUGGUAAUACUGAGGGCAUAUUUUUCAAUCCUCGAGGUGAAGGCGGGCUGAUCAUAAUGCAGGACAUGCAACUGGACUAUGAAACACAGACACAUCAUCGGCUGAUUAUGCGUGCCAUGGACUGCUACAACUGUAGCAAGAGUACUGUCAGGUUGUCUGCAUUUGUCACAGUGGAUAUUUUUGUACGAGAUGUGAAUGAGUUCAAACCAAAGUUUCCAGUCAAGUUUUACCUGGAAGAAGUUCAUGAAAAUGCAACGGAGGGAACAUUUGUGUUCCAGGCCAAUGCUUAUGACGGAGAUGGAGGAGAAAUGGGCAUCUUGACCUACAGUCUUAUGAGCGAAUAUGACUACAGACUGUUUGCUAUUGACCCCUAUACUGGAGACAUCACCACUAAGGUGGUCUUUGACUAUGAGGCUGUAAAGAGUCCACACUUGUAUAAUUUGACCAUCUGUGCUACUGACAGAGGAUCAUUCUAUGACAUGGCUGAGGUGACAAUCAGGCUUCUGGAUGUGGAUGAGUUCCCUCCGCACCUCAAUGCAGAGGAAUACAAGUUUGAAGUCCCUGGAUCUGCCAAGGCUGGAGAUUUUAUUGGUCAAGUGUCUGCCACAGAUGCAGAUGGUGGAGAAGCUGGUAGGCUGGUGUACGUUUUCUUAGAAACAAGCCAGUACUUUGCCAUUGAUUCAGUGAGUGGUAAUAUCACAGUCGCUGUCACCUUGAACAGUGACCCGCCCAAAGUGGCAACAUCUCGAAAGAAGCGAGCAUUCACAUCAGACAGUGAGAGUUUGGUCAUCCAGGUGUCUUCUGGUCAACCUGGCUCUCUAAGAGAUGUUGCAAGUUGCAUUAUUACCAUUGACCGGCUGUGUGCAGGAUGCCAAGCACCAGAAAGUGUCCAAUCAAGUGCUGGAAUGGAUGGUGGGAUACUUGCGGCUAUAAUUGUCAUCUGUGUGCUCUUCUUUGUUGUGGCCAUCAUCGUCAUACUCAUUGUGUUGUACAGGCGCAGGCAGCCCAGAAAACAAGUGCCCAGUUACCCAAGUGACUCAAUCAGUGAUCUCCAGCCUCCACCCCAUCUUCCACAUGAUCGCUCUGUCUUUGCUGAUGUUAUACGCCGGCCAAUGAAUGCACAUGUGCAGGAAAACCUCAUUGCUUCUGAUGUCUUCGAUCAGUCCCAGAAUUCUGCGUCAAGUGGACGGGGCUCUGCUGAAGCUGAGGAAGAAGAUGAGGAGAUCAGCAGAAUCAAUUCAAACAACUUUCUGAACUCAUCUCAAGCUUUUCGUCAGAAGGCGAUGCCAGACUCUGGCAUUCAGCAUGACGAUGACACAUUGUCUGAGCCAACAGCUCAGACACACCAGGAGUACCUGGCCAAUCUAGGCAUUGACUCUUCCAAAAUAGGCAAAAACAAACAAGCCUUCAUCACCACCAGUAACCAUUCCAAUGGAGUGAAACAUCUGGGCAGGUCAGCAGAGAGCAUGCACCAGUUCUCAGAUGAAGGUGGUGGAGAGGGCGGAGUGGACACAGACUUGGAAAAAUUAACUGACAUGGAAACAGAUGAAGAAGGUCGACCCCAGAUCAUGAGCUUCCAUGAGCCAGACACUCACAAUGUGGGCUCGCUGUCAAGCGUGGUCAACAGUGAGGAGGUCAAUAGUGGCUCAUACAACUGGGAUUAUCUAAUUGACUGGGGACCCCAGUAUCAGCCUUUGGCUCAUGUGUUUUCUGAAAUAGCUAAGCUGAAAGAUGAGAGUAUUACUCCUAAAAAACAGCCAAUAAAAACUGUCCCACAGAGGCAGAUCAACUCUUUGUUGAAGCCUCAUGUUCGUACAGUCCCUCCUCCAAUUAUAACCAAUGUUCCACCUAUGGGAGUGGCUUUGCUUCCAAGUGAUGAUGACCAUGACUUGGCAGAUCCUUCUCAUCAGACUUCAACAUUGCCCAUCAUAAGAAACAUGAGCCAAUCAAAGCAACAAUCCAACAAUAACAAUCACCCAAAUCAUUACCAUCACAAUCAUUUACCUCAUCACAAUCAUGGCCACCUCCAUCACGGCCAGCUCGGCGGUCUGCAGCAGCAGCAGCCUCAGAUGGUCAAAACUAGUCAUCAGGCUCCAGCCUCCAAUAACCAGUUCAACGCGGCCAGUUAUAACCAGGUGUUUUCCCCUCACAAUAAACUCUUAUCUCACCCCAACACCAGAUCACCUCACUUGACAAGGCACCCACAGCAACAUCACAGCCCUCGCAUGGGCAUUCAUCCUCACCACCAUCCUCCACCACCCCUCCACCCACCACCUCCCAUACCACAGCCCAACCAGUCCACAUCGGGCAGCCGGUCUCAGCCCACAUCUGGCCAUGCCUCUACAAUGAACAUUUCUCUUUGUUCGCUGCCCCGGUCACCCAUAAGCUACGAGUCUAGUGUGACCUCUGCAGCCAUGACACCAUCUCUGACUCCCUCACUCUCUCCGUUAGCCACCAGGUCACCCUCAGUGUCUCCGGUGGUCAGCAGUGGUCACACAACACCGGGCAAGUCAAGCUCUCGACAAAACUUGAUCAAACAGUCUUCCAAUUCUCACAGUAACUCUUCAAAUUCAGAGAAAGAAUUCACUAUCUAGAGCAUUUAAAAAGUUUGUUUACAGAACUUCUAUUCUAUUCAUUGUGUAAACUGUAUCAGUGGUGAACAACUAUCAAACAUUAUUGUAAUGUGUUCAUCAAUCAUGCAGAAAUAGAUUUUAUGGGGAAAAAGAUAAAGACCUGUGGACUUGUUGAUCUAUUCCAAGCUGAGUUCCAUUUGGUCUGUGCUGUGGCUUUAUUCGAGUAGUGUAGUUGUUUGUUUUGUUUCUCUGCCUCCUCUCAGUUUGUCUCAUAACAAAUGUAAAGUAGAUCUUGCCAGAGUUUGACUCUUACACAGCUUCAAGUCAAUUGUACAUAAAGGAAGCUACAAGUUUAUUACUAUUUAACCCUUUCUUCCCACCCUCCCCCACCAGCAAGGUGUUGAUGUUGGCAUCUCAUGAAAUAUUUCUGUUGUGGUCCACAGUUAAGUUGUAUAUUAGAAAGAAACAAUAAUGAUAUUACUCCUACUUAACACAAAUGUUUUGUUGCUAUUGUGCUGCUAAGAAGAUAAUGACUUACUGCUUUGUACUCUAGGAUGUAAGUUAGCUCACAACUACUUUGUGUGAGCUGAUGUGUGAAGGUAACUUGUGGAAGUUUCUAAAUGAAAUGGUUUUGUAAAUAAAGUCACCCUGCUUGUCAUUCCCAUUGUAGUUUCUUCAUAAUAUGAAGGUGGCAUUAGAAUGUCCAUUUAGAAUCAAAACAUUUGAUCUGAUGGAAUGGAGUUCAAUGUAAGAUGAUAUACCAAGUUUUCCAUACUGGUUGUUUUAAAGUCAACAUCAAGCCUCAUCUUCAGAUACAAGAUUUACACUGAGCUCUUUAUGUCCAGUGUUAUUGAGGCCAGCGAACAAAAAUAAACUAUCAGUUUAAUCAUGUAUUAGUUAAUGUUGAUUUAUAAAGGUUAGAUUUGAUCAACAGUUGAGUUAAUUAUACUACUGUUCCUGAAUUAGUUUUGAAAAUGCUGAUAUAAAAAGGAUUUGAUCCAUAAUUCUAUUGUCUGUGAAUGAUCAAAUCUCAUAACUUAGUCAUCGUCUGGACAAAAAACAAAACAAUAGAAAACAUAAUGCAAUGUAUGAAUCUGUUUUUGUUGAAUGUUUUUGUAUUUAUUUGUUAGGUAAAAUGUUUUCUCCUAGUCUUGAGAUCUGCUCUAUACCUAGGGACACUGUUCUUCCACAAUAAGCAUUAGUGUACAAACUUUUGUUACAGUUGUUUGGUGGUGUCCCUAUGGCACAGUGUAUCUAUGGGUUCCUAAAAACAAAUGAGUGUGUAUGUAUAAAUGAUAUUAUUAUUUGAGCCUGUUAAUGCUGUCCCUUGGACGGUGAAGUUAUUGACUGGUGGGAUGAAUUGAUGUGGGACAAGAUAAGGUGUUUUGUUUCUAAAUGAAAUCUUCAAAGUUCAAUUAUUCUGUGAAAUGUCCAGUGCCAGUGCUAUUUUUUCAUUACUUCUUUGAAAAAAUUGUUGAUUAUUUAUAGGAUCAGUUUUAAUUGACAAAUGAAGUAAAUUAAUCCUCUGUUUCACUUUGCAUUGUAUUUUCUCAUGACUUGCCCACUCCCAGUUAGUACCAUAAUUUCUAGUAGUACCAAGAGCUCCAGUAGUACCAAGAUUCCUAUACAUUCUGGUAUAUAAAGGAAUACAUUUAAAAACUUGACCCUGAUCUACCUCCUACACCCCCCUACCUCCUGUGUACUCAUCACCUUGCACAAAGAAAAGUUUGUCAAAAGCACUGGCCCAGGAGCUCCCUCAACAAGCUUUGCUUCUCAUAGUGGAUGUUUUGAUGCCAAGUUUGAACUUCACUCUCUUCCCCCUUCCUGUGUUAAAUACAUGAGAAUCAUUUCAAUAGGACUCAUUGUGUACAUGAGUGAAACAGGUCACAGACAUGGCUAGAAGUGUAGUCAUUGUGUACUGAAAGUUGUACAUGGCUGUAAUGUGUGGUGAUAAUUAAAAGCAUAAUGACAUUCAUGGCUGUUAUAUUUUUAUUUCAAUAUUGGUGCAGAGAGUGUUUAGCACCAAGCCAAUGUUGUUUUAGGAUUCUGUUGAUAUUGUUUAUAAUGGUUGUUGUUUUACUGUUCAACAAUUGUUGAAUGAAGUCUUAUUUUUUUUGGUUGCUAUUGAAGUCUUUAUGAACUCAAUUGUCAAUAACAAGAUUCAUUUCUCUUUUACCAUUUUUGGGGGGUUUUGUUUUAUAUUCCAGUGUAAAUGUCUUACAGCUGUAGUUUCACUUCAUAGUAUAAUCAUAUUUAUUUUUUUUGGUUGCUAUUGAAGUCUUUAUGAACUCAAUUGUCAAUAACAAGAUUCAUUUCUCUUUUACCAUUUUUGGGGGGUUUUGUUUUAUAUUCCAGUGUAAAUGUCUUACAGCUGUAGUUUCACUUCAUAGUAUAAUCAUAUUUGGCUAGUCCUUGUUCUAAGAGGGGACAACUCUUUAUUGGAACCAAUUAUUGAUUUGUUCUUUCCCCUUACUCUUAACUACACAUGAAGUGAUAGAAAAGUAGAUCCUACCAUCAUUUUUUUUAUGUAUUUAAAACUUUUUAAAUAUCAGAACAAAGGGAAAAAAAUGCAUUUUACACAUUUUCAUAACAAAAGAUUACAUCUGUCUAUCAUUUAGCUCUAUUUUGACAUUAAUGUUCAAUUUCCUGUAUCUCAUCCCAAAACUUCUUGACCCAUUAGUUCAUCUGCAAGUUCAUAAACAAUAACUCUGUUCUGUCAAUGGAAUUCAUGAAAAAUUUUGUUUUCUCCCUUGAAUGUUUGUACAUUUAGACAGGAUCAAAUAUUUUAUUAAUGACAAAUGUGUAUAGUGACUUCUAUGACUUUGUUUAUUGAUGAUGUUUAUAAGAAUUUUUUAAAAACUGCAAAUCAAAACUGCAAUAAAUUAUUUGAUGAACAUAAAA
This is a messenger RNA of Biomphalaria glabrata, 13734 nucleotides long. RefSeq names its product protein dachsous-like. Gene Ontology annotation, cellular component: catenin complex; plasma membrane. Gene Ontology annotation, molecular function: calcium ion binding; cadherin binding. The record is from RefSeq and is a predicted model, not a curated record. Bases 421 to 10854 code for a protein of 3477 amino acids. The transcript has 25 exons. Gene Ontology annotation, biological process: homophilic cell-cell adhesion. Lineage: Eukaryota; Metazoa; Mollusca; Gastropoda; Planorbidae.